Molecule: messenger RNA, 1752 nt
Organism: Pundamilia nyererei
Lineage: Eukaryota; Metazoa; Chordata; Actinopteri; Cichliformes; Cichlidae
Product: leucine-rich repeat-containing protein 3-like
Exons: 7
Coding region: 807-1655 (282 amino acids)
Cellular component (GO): plasma membrane
Molecular function (GO): protein binding
Source: RefSeq, a predicted model, not a curated record
ACAGAACAGCAGGUGUUUCAGAGCCGGACUCUGGAAACAGCUUCAGCUUCUCGGAGCACAUACGUCAUUUCUGCGCAGGCUGCACGCGCUGCAGAAAGAGAGUGUGAGCACGAGCUCUAUCAGCACAGCACAGGCGGCACGAAGUGCAUGAAGCCCCGCCCACCGGACACCUGUCACCUGCCUGAUAGAAACAGGAAGCGAACCAGCCCCCGGGCACUGUGUGAGUACUGACAUAAGUACUGCAUGUGCUACCAACACGGAGUGCCUGCAGUACUCGGAGCCAUGGCUCAGUAUUAUUGAAUAACACACGGUAUUUAAUUAGUCCGCGUGCUCGUGAAGGAGGAUUUUAGUGCCGUCAGUCGCUCGGUGAAGUCGCGAUGAACACACUCGCUCUGCUCAGUGAAAAGUUGCUGGUUUGAUUCCAGCCAGAGAGUCUGGGUCUCGGCAGGAAGGCCAGUGCAGAGCGCCCCCUCGUGGUCGUGUUUAUGUCGCUGAAGGUUUUCACUCUGAUGAUUUUAUAGUUGAGAUCUAAUAAAGAAAACUGAAGUUUUUCCCUCCGUGGGGUCACGUGACGUUGUUUCUGGUGGGCGGCAGUUUUCCUGUCGUUUAUUUAUUUGACUGUAUUUAUUAUUUCGUUUGUGGGCGGAGCUUCGUCUUCAGUCGCUGCCCUGUCAGAGCUGUUCGUCUGUGUCUGGAGCAGCAGCAUACAGGCUCCACCCCCGGCUCCCUGCUGCCAAGUCAAAAUGGCCGCCAGCAGCUGAACAUGUGACAGGAAGUUAAAGUAACAAGUCGACUCUGUGAUCAUCAUGUCCCACGCCAAGCACCUGCUGCCGAUGCCUUCCACUGUGGUGGAUGUUUCACUGCAGAGGAUGCCCCGCCUCCUUUUUCUUCUUCUUCUGGUGUCGACGUCACUCAGCCUGGUGUCGGCCACAUCACCGCUCACUGUGGCAUUGUGGCGUCGUGGCAACCGAGUCUCCACUAUCAGCGCCUGCCACCGACUGGAGACAGCAGACGGAGGACUGACGGUCCGCUGCAGUGGACUCAGACUGACCCAGGUACCCAUCGGCCUGCCGAACCACACCACUCGUCUGUUUCUGAAUAAAAACCUGCUGACCUCUCUGGCGGCCGACACGUUCUCCAGUCUGUUCCUGCUCGAUGAGCUCGACCUGUCACAUAACCAGCUCUCCUCACUUGAAGACGGUUGUUUCCGUGGGUUGGACUCGCUUACUUUCUUGGACCUGUCGUACAACCGCCUGUCCACGCUGGAGCUGCCGGUGCUCGGCGGUCUGCAGAUUGAGGCCAACCUCACACAUAACCCCUGGCACUGUGACUGCAGGAUGGAGAUGUCCAUGCCUCAGUUGGAUCUGGACCCGACCUCACUAGCAGAAGUUGUCUGUGCAACCUCUGAUCUCCCAAACCUCGGAGCUGUCGGGAUACCACUGGUUGUGCUGAUGGAGGACUGGGAUCUGUGUUUGUCUGUGAGGAGAACCACUGAUGUGGUGACACUCGUCACCAUGUUCCUCUGGCUCUUCAUGCUCAUCUGCUACCUGGCCUACUACAUCCGCCAGAACCAGGCGGUCACACGCCGAAACCUGGAGUACCUGAAGUUACUGGAGAGCAAAAAUCCUUAUAAACCCAAAAAGACAACUUCAUGAUGACCUUUUGGAAUUCCUGAAUGCCUGUCUAGAGUUACCCACAGCUGUGUUUUCCCUCAAAGACAUCCGUAAUGACUUCCAGAGCAAUUUCUUUGCC